This is a messenger RNA of Miscanthus lutarioriparius, 297 nucleotides long. Lineage: Eukaryota; Viridiplantae; Streptophyta; Magnoliopsida; Poales; Poaceae. The record is from the annotation of a GenBank genome assembly.
AUGGCCCGCUCCUCCGACGAGACCGUUGAGGUCAGCGCCAACGAUGAGAGGCGGAUGUGCGGGCUAGCCGGAGAUGACGACGAGGAUGACCUGCGCGAGGACGCUGCGGAGCUGUUCGGCCGUCGCGUUGAGGAUCCCAUUGUAGCUGAUGGCGGCAGCAAUGAUGCAAUAGGGGGCGAAGAAGAAGAAGGAGAGGAUGACAACGACAACAAGCGCUCACGUCCUUCUACCUCGGCUGUGUGGCUCGAUUUUAAGAAGUUGUUCAAAAAAGGUCCCAAAGGUAAGAAGGUAAGUUAG